Messenger RNA from Brassica rapa (field mustard), 2169 nucleotides. RefSeq names its product protein STRUBBELIG-RECEPTOR FAMILY 5. Gene Ontology annotation, molecular function: ATP binding; protein binding; protein kinase activity. The record is from RefSeq and is a predicted model, not a curated record. Gene Ontology annotation, biological process: protein phosphorylation. Lineage: Eukaryota; Viridiplantae; Streptophyta; Magnoliopsida; Brassicales; Brassicaceae.
AUAUCGUUUUCAAUAUCUUUUUUUUUGCAAACUAAGAUGAUGAGGCUCUUGAUAACCUCUCUUGCAAUUAUCGUUACUUUAGCUCAUGCAAAAACCGAGAAACAAGAAGUCUCUGCGUUGAAUGUAAUGUUCACGAGCUUAAAUUCACCGCCCAAACUCAAAGGCUGGAAAUCUAGCGGAGGCGAUCCUUGUGACGGUUCUUGGGAAGGCGUUAAAUGCAAAGGCUCAUCGGUCACUGAAUUACAGUUGUCAGGGUAUGAGCUAAGUGGAUCGCUAGGUUAUCUACUAAGCAACCUCAAAUCUCUCACAACUUUUGAUCUCAGCAAAAACAAUCUCAAAGGAAACAUACCUUACCAACUCCCACCCAACAUUGCCAAUCUGGACUUUUCUGACAACGAACUCGAUGGAAACGUACCCUACUCGUUAUCUCAAAUGAAUAAACUCAAAAGCAUUAAUCUUGGACAAAACAAACUCGAUGGAGAACUUUCAGAUAUGUUUCAGAAACUCUCCAAACUCGAAACUGUGGACUUCUCGUUAAAUAAACUCUCUGGGAAAUUACCUCACAGUUUUGCUAAUCUCACAAGCCUAAAAAAACUACAUUUGCAGGAGAAUCGAUUCACAGGAGACAUAAACGUACUCAGGAACCUUCCCAUUGAUGACUUGAAUAUAGAAGACAACCAGUUCGAAGGAUGGAUACCUAACGAACUCAAGGAAAUAGACAGCUUACUGACUGGAGGAGGCAACGACUGGUCAACAGAAACUGCUCCGCCGCCACCUCCGGGUGUUAAAUACGGUCGAAAAUCCGGAGGAUCUAAUCAAGGAGGAGGUAUGAGUAUUGGCACCGGACUGAUGAUAGCCGGAGCAAGCUUAGGAGUUCUUGUCUUAAUCAUAGUUCUGAUCGGUCUUGUCUCUAAGAAAAAAUCAUCUCCCAAUCCUCACUUCAUAGAUGAAGACAUUAGCCAACACACGCCAAGGCUCAGAUCUAUGAGAUCUCAUGGAUCUUCACAAGAGCUUCGUAUCGAUUUUGGCAACGAUUACAAAGGUAGAAAAUCUUUAGACUCAGAUGAUGAGAAUGUGCAAGGGGUUGGAUCAAAGGGACUAAAGCAUUCAGUUUCAUCGCGUGUGAUGUCUUUCAACGACACCGAGUUCGCGAACAAGCUCAACGCCAAACGAACCACUUCGACUCGUGCUGCUACAGAGUUCGAGCUAUCUGAUCUGCAAACCGCAACAGCUAACUUCGCACCUGGUAAUCUACUCGGUGAAGGCUCGAUAGGACGUGUUUACAGAGCUAAAUACCCUGAUGGACGUACUUUGGCGGUUAAGAAGAUCGAUUCAACAUUAUUUGAUUCGGGUAAAUCAGAAGGGUUAACGGCUAUAGUGAUGAGCGUUUCGAAGAUUCGGCAUCAGAACAUAGCAGAACUCGUAGGUUACUGCUCAGAGCAAGGUCAUAACAUGUUGGUCUACGAGUGUUUCAGGAACGGUUCGCUCCACGAGUUCCUUCAUUUGUCAGAUUGUUUCAGUAAGCCUUUGACUUGGAACACAAGAGUUAGAAUCGCCUUGGGAACCGCUCGAGCCGUUGAAUAUCUACACGAGGCAUGUUCACCGUCUGUGAUGCAUAAGAACAUAAAGUCUUCUAACAUUUUGCUAGACGCGGAUCUCAACCCUCGUCUCUCGGAUUACGGCCUCUCAAAAUUCUACACUAGAACGAGUCAAAACCUUGGAGAAGGAUACAAUGCACCAGAAGCCAAGAACCCUGAUGCCUACACGCCAAAGAGUGACGUCUACAGCUUUGGAGUCGUCAUGUUAGAGCUUCUCACUGGUCGAGUUCCAUUUGACGGAGAGAAGCCAAGGCCGGAGAGAUCGUUGGUGCGGUGGGCGACACCGCAGCUUCACGACAUAGAUGCAUUGUCGAAUAUAGCAGAUCCAGCAUUGCACGGACUUUACCCACCAAAGUCAUUGUCAAGAUUCGCUGACAUUAUCGCAUUAUGCGUACAAGUGGAACCAGAGUUCCGACCACCGAUGUCGGAAGUGGUGCAGGCGCUUGUAAGGAUGGUUCAAAGGUCAAGUAUGAAACUUAAAGAUGAUCUUAGAGCACACGACGAGUAUGAUUUCUAGUGUUAAAUAAUAAUAAAAAAGUAGCCAAAGACACACGAGAUAUAUACUAUUAUU